Messenger RNA from Dermatophagoides pteronyssinus (European house dust mite), 9849 nucleotides. RefSeq names its product Leucine-rich repeat kinase (gene Lrrk). Gene Ontology annotation, molecular function: protein kinase activity; ATP binding; protein binding. NCBI's taxonomy places the organism in Eukaryota, Metazoa, Arthropoda, Arachnida, Sarcoptiformes, Pyroglyphidae. Gene Ontology annotation, biological process: protein phosphorylation. The record is from RefSeq and is a predicted model, not a curated record.
GAAGAAGCAACCAAAUCAGGCCAACGAUAAUUCCUCGUGUUCACUUUUUUUUUCAUUCAUUUAAAUUCUAAAUUUUCUCAUGUAUCCUAUUCUAUCAGUUUUUUCUCUUAUCAAUCGAUUUGACUUUUUUAAUUUGUUUGUUUGUUUUUCUAUUGUAAAUAAUGAUGAAAAAUGAUGAUAAUGAACAAAACAAUCAACAACAACAACAACAACCAUAUGAUGAUAACAUUGAUGAUGAUAAUUUUAAAGGAAAACUAUUGCAUUUAUCUUGUCUUUGGAAUAAUCCGGAAUUGUUAAGUGAUUUACUUUUGGGUGAUGAGGCAGAAAAUAUUAAUUCACAAGAUUCAAAAGGUCGUACAGCAUUACAUGAAGCUGUUAUAUCGGAUAGUUUAGAAUGUGCUCGUCUUUUGUUGAUGAAUGGAGCCAAUCCAAACAUUCGAUCAUCGAAUUUCGAUUCCGAAACAUCAUCAAAAAGUUGUCUUCAUCUAGCAGUACAAAAAGGAAAUUUAGAAAUGGUACGUUUAUUGAUUGAAUUUAAUGUUGAUAUAUUUCUUCGUGAUAAUAAUGGCAUGACUGCAAUCGAUUUGGCAAAAAAAGAAAACCAUGAAAAUAUUGUAAAUGAAUUGAAAUCAGCCAUAAAUGAUUAUGAAAUCAAUCUUUAUAAAUCAUUGGCUAUUGCUGUACACAAAGGAGAUGUACAAUUGAUGUCAGAGCUCAUUUCCGAUACAAGUUUAAAAAUUGAUACCAAUACAAAUCAAUUUGAUCAAGAACGAAUUCGUUCUAUUGUAAAUUACUCAUCAAAUGGUUCGAAUACAUUAUUGUUCAAGGCAUGUCAAGAAGGUCAUUUAGAAAUUGUUAAAAAAUUGAUACAUGCUGGCGCUGAUGGCCGUGUACAUCCGACAACAAAAUAUUCACCACUUUAUAUUGCAUCCUAUCACGGAAGACUUCAUAUAUGUCAGAUUCUAUUGGAACAUUUUCCUGAAUUAUCUGCCAUUUAUACGGUUGAACAUUGGCUACCGAUACACGCGGCUGCCAUUAACAAUCAUCAGGAAAUUGUACAACUUUUACUCAGUUAUCCUUAUCCGAUUAAAGUUAUGAGACCAUUUCUAACGGAUUCAGCACCAACAAUUUCAUCAAGACAAACAAAUAGUUCUUCGAAUUUUUCAUCACAAACAACAACUAGAACCAAUAUAACUAAAAUAUCGAAAAAUUCUUUGACUGAAAAUAAUUGUGAUUGUCAAUAUGUGUAUUGUAUGCCUUUUGAUUUGAAUGCUCAAGAUGUAGCUGGCCAAUCGGUUUUAUAUCUAGCUACAUUAGCUGGAAAUCAUUCAUUAGUAAAAUAUUUGCUCAAUUUACGGCUGAAAUCGGUUAUUUAUGAUGAAAUGAUAAACUUAUGUUUUAAUGAUUCCUCAUUCGAUGAAGAUGAUUUUUUUGAAGAUUGUAUUAGUCGAAAUAGUAGUACAAGUGAUAGUAGUAGCAGUCCGGACAUAACUGUGAUCAGUUCUAUUGAUUCAAACAAAUCUAGUCAACAAAAAAAAGAUACUCAAUUCAAUAUCAAUGAAGUUAAAGCAUUGAAUGAUCAAUUUGAUUUGGAAAAAAAUUCAUUCCGGAAACUAAUGGGACAUUUAAUCGAUAAUACCAGCACAAAUAAAAAUACAAAAGAUUUUGAUAUAAAAAUUUAUUCAAUAAAUCCUAUAAAGAUUGAUAUGUAUUGUAAUCAUAAUAGAGAAACAUCAUUACAUUGUGCAGUACAAAAAAGACAUUAUUCUAUUGCAUCAAUAUUAUUGGAAAAUGGUUCGAAUCCAAACAAUCCUAUAAAUGUAUUGACAACAAACCAAUCGACUAUUGUGACACGUGUAUCACAUUUCAAUCAUAAUUUAUUCAAUCCAAAAAUAUCGAUUUCAGAAUCAGUAAAAGAUUUGAAAAUUAUAAGUAAUCAAUUGAUUGGUGAAGGUUCGAAUAAAAGUGUGGACAAGAAAUUUGAACUAAAUGAAUGUCGACAUCGUUCAACAGCUCUUCGUGAAGCAAUAAGAAAUCGUGAUAGAGCUAUGGUUGAAUUAUUGCUUCGUUUUGGUGCUUGUGAUAAUCUUGAUUCGGUUAGAGAUUGUGAACAAGAAGAAUGUGAUCAUAAUUCAAUGUCAGCAUUAGAAAUUGCAUUUGCCAAUCAUGAUUAUCAUUUUGUUUCAAAAUUAUUAUCAUUGAAAGCAUUUUCAGAUUCUGAAUAUAAAAUAAAUAAAAAAUCAUUCGAUAUAAUUGGAUCUAAUUGUAUGAAUGCAUUGAAUCGUUUUCAUAUGAUCAACAAUUUAACUGUUAGUUCAAUGUUUCCUACCAAUCCGGUAAUGGUCGAUUGGCAUUGUUUAAAAAUUAAUUCAUUAGAUGAAUCAUUUCAUCGAAAUUUAUCACAAUGGUUAAUUGAUUCGGCUUUAGUUUAUAAUGUUAAACUUAAAUUAAGUCAUAUUCAAGAUUCUGGUUCAUGGAAUACAGCAUUAGCUGCCAUCACAAGAAUUGAUCUAUCCGAAAAUGGUCUUACAUCAGUACCAUUAAUGUUAUUUACCGAUCUGCCAUCAUUAAAAAUAUUAAAUCUUUCCAAGAAUAAAUUACAAACUUUACCCGAAAUGAAAAUCAUUUUAAAAGAAAAAGCAAUUGAUGAUGAAAGUGUUUCAAAUAUUUUUCGUCAUAAAGAUGAUUCUAUUCCCACUGUUAUUGUUAAUGAAUCAACACCAAAAACUUCUAAAACAUUUUUAUCCAGAAUGCGUAAAUCACAAAGUGUUACCAGUGCAUUGUCAUCAACAUCAUCAUCAGGCAUCAAUAUGAAACAAAAUGUUAAAAAUGUUAAUAAAUUCAAUAAAAUCGAUGGUUCCGAAUGUGUUUGGAAUAUGCCAAGUCUUGAAGAAUUAUAUCUGCAAGAUAAUCAACUUGAAUGUUUACCUUCAUCAUUAUUUCAACAACCAGAAUUAAAAAUACUUGAUCUUUCCAAUAAUAAAUUACGUACUUUACCACCAUUGUUUUGGUUUAGUCCAAAAUUGAAUGAAUUAAAUAUUUCAUUAAAUCUUUUAUGUGAUCUUCCAUCACCAGUAAAUUGUUUGAAUCAGAUUACAAUCGAUUCACCAUCAAGAAAUUCUAUUGUUAGUUCAAUGUCCAAAAGUAUUUCAACAUCAAGUAUUUCAAGCAAUUUAUCUAUUUGUGAUAUAAAAUUAGAUAUUGAUGGCUCUGGUUGUUCACCAACAACGUCAACAACAACAGCAGCAGCAGCAGCAGCAGUAGGCAAAAUGUCUCAAACAAAUCUUAUACCAUUUGAAUUGAAUAUUUUAAAACCAUGGUCUGGUUGUGUUACCAUUUUGAAUGAUUCAUUUCAUGAACAAUUUGAUACACAACAAAAUGUAACAAACAAUAAAGAAUCAUUACUUUCAAUGGAUGAAAAUAAACAUCAUCCAUAUCAUUUACCUUAUUCAAGACAAGAAUCAUCAAUUUCAAACAAUAAUUUGAUAAAACAACAUAGUAGUUGUUCAUUAACACAACUUAAUCUAUCACAUAAUGGUUUUGAACAUAUACCAUUUUUUCUUUCUUGUUUGGCCACAAGACUUACACAUUUAAAUAUAAGCUAUAAUCGUUUAAAAACAGUUUUCGAUCCAAAUUAUAUUCUUGGUCAUAUUCCACUUAGUUUAAGACAUUUAGAUUUAUCACAUAAUCAAAUUGAUAAUUGGUAUAAUAUUGAUGAUGAUAUUGAUAUGGAUUCUGAAUGUUCGGAUGAUUUAUCCAAUGGUGAUAUACGAACACUUUGUUUUCAUAGCUUUUCAAGACAACAAAAAUCAUCAUCAUGUUUUUCACCAACACUUUCAACAACAUCUACAUCGAUUGAUAAAUCUAUUGGUUGUCCAUAUAAACAACAUACUAAACUUGAUAAUCUUAAAACAUUAAUUUUAUCCAAUAAUAAUUUAAAAGAAAUAAUUGUAACACGUGAAGAAUUAAUUGAAUGGAUUGAUUUUGAAUUUGUUAUCAAUCAACAACAGCAACAACAACAACAACAAAAAUCAAAUGAUUUUAGCAAAAAUAUAUUCACUUUUAAUUUAUCAUCAAGUUUUGGUGAACAUAAUCAACGAAAUUCAUCAUCAUCAUCAUCACAUUUUUCAGCUCGAUUAUUAUCGUCCAAUUUUGGAAGUCAAGAUGAUCUUCAUAAAUCACCCAGUAUGGAAGAUAUUAAUUUAAAUUAUAAAGCUUCAAGAUAUGCAAAAUUAUUUUUUCCUAAUCUUUCAAUGUUAGAUAUAGCAAACAAUCAUAUUGUACGUGUACCGAAAACCAUAUCAUAUUAUUCACAAUUAUCAGUUUUAAAUCUUAGCGGUAAUAUUGAAUUAACAUCAUUACCACCAGAAAUGGGAUUACUUACUAAAUUAUGGAAUCUUAAUACUCGUAAUUGUAAUAAUAUUGAAGAACCAAUUCGUUCAAUGAUCAAUAGUAAAUCAUAUAAAACCUGUGAUAUUAUUAGCUAUCUUAAUUCAAUAUUAGAAAAUUCAAAACCAUAUACACGUUUAAAAUUAAUGUUGGUCGGUUAUCAAAAUAUUGGCAAAACAUCAUUGUUAGAACAACUUCGUCAUGAAGGUACAACCAGAAGAAGUCGUGCUACACCUGAUCAUUGGGGUAAACGUAUUGGUAACAAAUCGAUGCAUAUGAAAACACCAAAAGGUUCAACUUUGUCCACUGUUGGUGUUGAUCUUUGUGAAUGGACUUAUGAACGAAAACCAUUAAAAGGAUCAAAUGUUCGUGAUCGAAGUUUAUCACGUUCAAGACUUGUUCAAGCUAACAAAAAUAACAAUAACAAUAAAAAUGCUUUAUUGAAUAAUAAUUUAGGACCAAUCACAUUUAGAACAUGGGAUUUUGGUGGUCAACGUGAAUAUUAUGCAACACAUCAAUAUUUUCUUUCCAAACGUGCCAUUUAUUUAGUUGUUUGGAAAAUAACCGACGGAGAGAAAGGUGUUACCGGGAUACAUAAUUGGUUGGUGAAUAUUCAAAGUCGUGCACCAAAUUCUCCGGUCAUAAUCGUUGGAACUCAUUAUGAUUUGGUUAAAGAAUUUUAUCCACCUUUUUAUGCAAAUGAAUUACAAAAUAUGAUUUGUGAUCGUUACAUGUCUGAUGCGGUUGAUGCAGAUAAACGUGGAUUACCAAAAGUUGUUGCAUCAGUUGAAGUUAGCAUCAAAACAAGACAUAAUAUUCGUUUAUUGGCUAAUAUUAUCUAUGAAACUGCAAGUGAAAUGCGUUCUCCUGGUGGAAAAGAUCGACUUUUAGAACAAAAAGUUCCGGCUACUUAUUUGGCAUUGGAAGAAAUUGUAAGCAUCUUGGCCAUAGAAAGAAAAUCGGAAAAUUUAGAGCCAGUUUUACAUGCUGAUCAAUAUCGACAAGAAAUUGCUCGUAUGAUGAAAGAAAGAUAUGAUUUAGCUUUUAGAGAUUAUUCAGAAUUACAACAAGCUACUCGUUUUUUACAUGAAAAUGGUGUUCUUUUGCAUUAUGAAGAUGCACAUCUUAAAGAUCUUUAUUUUUUGGAUCCUCAAUGGUUAUGUGAUAUUUUGGCACAUGUUGUAACUAUAAGAGAAAUUAAUCCUUUUGCUAAAAAUGGCAUAAUGAAAACAGAACAUUUGUUACAACUUUUCAAAAAUACACAGAAUGUACCAAUGGAUGUACAAAGUUAUAUACUUAGUCUUCUAAAUAAAUUCGAAUUGGCUAUUACUUGGGAUAAUAGAACAUUAUUAAUACCGUCUCUACUUCCCACUGAAGAACAAUUACGCGCCGGAUAUCUUGGAUGGGACAUUGCCAUUCCUUUACGAUCCCGACUGAAAAUUCGAACAAAUCUUAUGGCUAAUGAUUCUGAGAAAAAAUCCAUAAAAUUCAAUUUCAGUAAUCAAUUAUUUUUUCAAGAAUUCGCUGAUUCAUCCAAUAGUAAAAUCGGUUCUAAUGAUGAUAAAUUGGAUACAUUUCCUUUGUGUAAAGUUACCGCAAUGGCUCGUCACAAUCAAUCGAUUCAUCGUAUUCUUAUUCUUUCUUAUGUACCUUGUGGAUUCUGGUCACGUUUAAUAGCCAGAGUUUUAGCUGAUGAAUCAGUAAUCGAUAUUGUUCGUUCAUUUUAUUCUCUACCAUCGUAUGCACACAAUGAUCCAUUACUUAUAGACUUUUUGAAUAAUGUCAAAACAUUUUGGCAUUGUUGGCAAACUGGUUUUGGCCUACGAUAUUUGGAUACAUUUUUAUUACGAGUAAAAGAAUUUUCAUUGAUCAACAAUACGAAUAUAGAAUCAAAGUUUGUAUCAAGUUCGACCUGGAAAAAUUAUUCCUAUCCAUAUGAUUACAGUCGUAUCAAAUUCUAUCUCAGUCAAAAGAAAGAAUCUAAUUUGAAUGACAAUAAACAAAUUAAAUCAAAAUCAUCUGAAUGGUGUGAAAUCGACAUAUCUUCACAAAGUUCUUCGUUGAUUGAAAUUUAUCUACCAAAUCAAUCAUUACAAGUAGAAACUUGUUAUUAUCAAGAGAUGAAAAUGGAAAAUGAAAAUCGUUUAAUUAAAAACAGUUACACAUUGGAACCAAAUAUGGAAAUGUUGACAAAAUUAUUGGUUAUUAUUGUUGAACAUAUUGAUACUUUGCUUGAAGAUUGGUAUCCUUCAUUAGGUACUCGAUUUAUUCAUACUUCUGAUGGUCGAUUUUUAAUCACUCGUGUUGUACCAUGUAUAUCAUGUUUGCAAGCAUUUUUGAGCAAUCAAAACGAAACAAACAAAGACAAAGAUUCGAACAAAAAUAAAGAAAUUUUAUCACCAGACACCAGUGAAAUUGAUUCAAAUUUGGUCGAUUUUUAUAAACUUGAAGUUAAAAAAGCAGCAUUACAAGCCACAAAUGUAUCUGAUCAACAAAAUUCUGUUAUUGUUUCGAAAGUCAAAACCGAUAAUAAUAAUGCAUUAUCUGAAUUCAAAUCAGAAAACAAAAUUCAAUAUCAUCGUGUGAAUGCUUUCACUGUUGAAGAAUGUAUACUAUCGGUUUAUGAAGAUACACGUCUUGAAUGUUCAAAUCACGGAAGAAUUCGUAUGGAUAAAAUUGGGCCAGAUUUUGUUUUUCGUGAUUUAAAAGUUGAUUACAGAAUUGAAAGUGAUCAAUUAAAAUUUGGAAAACUUCUUGGUCGAGGAUCGUUUGGUUUUGUAUUUCGUGCUUAUUAUAAACCGAUUCAGAAAAAUUAUCAAACAAAAAAAGAAGCAAUAAUUCCUUCUACAGUUUCUAAUUCAACAUUUUAUUUGGAGAAAAAUGAUCAAAAUUCUUACAAUAAAGACUAUGAAGUAGCAUUGAAAUUAUUACAGCCAAUCAAAAUUGAACUUUGUUCGAAAGGAAUUCGAAAAGCGGAUGUAGAAGCAUAUACGGCUAUGAAAACUAAAUGGGAACGUGAUCCUCUUCAAUAUUCUUGUAAAGCUUAUUGUACUGCUCGAAAUGAAUUGAAUAUAUUAUUAAAUCUUAAACAUUCAAAUAUUGCAUCGAUAAUUGGUAUUUGUCCAAAACCUCUUGCUUUGGUACUUACAUUGGCACCACAUGGAUCAUUAGACAUUCAUACAAAAGCUUAUCGUCGUUCUGGAGCUCGUAUUUCUGCAAUAAUUUUACAGAAAACAUUUCUACAGAUUUCAAAAGCUUUAGAAUAUUUACAUCAACAACACAUUAUCUAUAGAGAUCUGAAAUCUGAGAAUGUACUUGUGUGGUCAUUUCCUCAUCCAUAUGCCAAUCAUCCACAUUCUUCUUCGUUUCGAAUCAUUAAUCAGUCUACUCAUUUUGGAAAUGAUGAAGUUCUUCUUAAAUUAGCUGAUUAUGGAAUCUCACGAUCAGCUUUGCCAACUGGAACCAAAGGCUUUGGUGGAACUGAAGGUUUCAUGGCUCCUGAAAUAAUGCUAUUUAAUGGCGAAGAAGAAUACACAGAAAAAGUUGAUUGUUUUUCGUUUGCUAUGUUUAUGUAUGAAUUGUCAACAUUACGAUUUCCAUUCGAAGGACAAGAAUUUGCAAUACGUGAAAGUAUUUUAGAUGGAAUACGCCCUGCUAUCACUCAAAAAGACUUGGAACAUCUUCCUGAAUCAUUUAUUGAUUUGAUGACUCGUGCUUGGGCUCAUGAACCAAGUGAAAGGCCUAACAUGUCACAAAUUGUUUCGAUAAUUUCAGCUCCUGAAUUUUGUUCGCUUCGUGAUGUGGCAACGUUGUCUGAUAAUAGUGCAUUAAUAUGUGCUACAGGAUUUCAGAAAAGUGACUUAUUUGAAAAUAAUAACAGGAAAAAAUUUGGUCUUUUGCUGAGCAAAAUUGGCAAACAAAUUGAUUUUCUCGAAAUCGAUGGAAGCAAAUGGAAUCCAAAUGGACAGCGACUUGUUUGUGAAAAUUUAAACAAGCGCACAAUAACCAGUUCUUGUAUUGUGAAUGGAAAUCAACUUUGGCUUGGCGAUUCUAUGGGUUGUAUCAAUAUCUAUUGUUUUAAUGAUGAUUUCAAUCAUCAAGAUAAUACAUUUCAAUUGCUAUGUAUGAUAAAACUUGAAUUUGAAAAUCCUGCAUCCGUAAUUGCAAUCAAAUCGAUUGUUUGGAUAGAAAAAGUCGAACUAGUUAUCAUAUGCUCAAAUAAUGGCGAAGUAUGGCUAAUAAAUUUCCGAAACAUUAUGAAAAAAUUAGAAACGACUAUAGAUUUAGACGUUACUUUAACAUCUAGUUUUUUGGGUAUCAAAAAAAUUGAUAACAAUAACCUUCCUACUUUUUGUAUCGCUAACGUAGCAAUUAAUUCUUCGAACAAAACUGUGAAUAGUAUUGAUAAAGAAACGGGUACCUAUUUUGAUAUCUGGUGUGGCCAAAUUGAAGGCCAGAUUGUAAUAUUAACAUUGAAAAGUUCAACGUUUGAAAUAGUGAGACAAACUACAAUUGAUCAUUAUAUUGAUAAACAUUUUAAUCAAUUAAAUGUUCCUAUUGCUGAAAGAAAUGAUGUAUUCAUAUUGGUUGGUACCAAUAAUCAACCAAUCAUUUUUUCUGUUUUAUAUUCAGGAUAUAUAAUUUAUCAAUGGGAUGCUCAAAAGAAAAUUAUUAGCCACAAAUUGGAUUGUUCAAAAUUGGCUCCUUGUUCGGAAAGUCUUAUAUCGAUCAGUAUUGAAGAUCAUCUUAAACCUGGAAAUUGUAGAAUCAGUGAGAUAGCCAUUGAUGAAGACAACGAUGAGAUUUAUGUUGGUACUAAUUUUGGUUGUAUUAUUGUUGCCGAACUAAGAUCAUUAAAACCAAUUACUGUAUUUCGUCCUUAUCAACGUGAAGUAAAAUUUAUAAUUACAUUGAAUAAUCAUGGCAAUAAAAUACAUGCAAUGAUAAAUUCAACGAAUAAUGAUAAUGAAACUAACGAUAAUCAUGAACCGCAUAGCAAUAAAGAAGAAAUUCGAAAUAAAGAUUUUUCAUUAUCAUCUAUUAAAAAUAUUUGGCCAUUCAAUAAAUCGAUUACUAAUAGUCAAACAAAUCCAACAGCUGACAAUAAAAAAACGUCGAUAAAACCAUCAUCGAAUGAUGACAAAUUGAAAAAUAUUUUACCAAAAAAGAAAGACAUUAAACCAUUUGUUACAAUUGGACGAGGUUAUCGAAAUUUAUUGGAUAGAUUUACUUGUUCUUCGAAUCAUCAUGAUUCUCCAAGAAAUAAUGUUCAAAGUGAUUCAAACAAACACAUUAAACUAAAAUAUGCCAGUCAAUUUCAUGCCAUUAUCUGGGAUUCUGGAUUUUGGAAUUUUUCUUAAUUUUUUUUUCUUAUUGUCCAGAAAAAAUACUUGCAAUUUUUUUUCACUCAACACUCACACUUGUUAUUGAUUCAUUUUUUUUUAUUGUUUUUUUUUCAGU